AUGACGGAUCUUGUCCACAUCCUCCCUUCCUUCCCCCUUUCUGCCUUUGCUGCUCUCAUUCCUACCAUCGAACGACACGCCCUCACAACUACCGAUCUUCUCACAACCCACCCCACUGAUCUCGCCAAGCGAACUCAACUACCAAUUAUUGACCUUCGCCGGUUUCUUGCUGCUAUACAAGCCUCAUUAUCAGACGAUCUCACUCCCAGCAGGCCACUCGCACCACCACCAUCUUCUCCCUCACCGCCAGAGAACCAGGAAGAACAAGAGGAUGAGAAGGAACCAAAGAACCAGGAGAGCCAGGAGGAGCAAGAGAAACAGCCACGCCCACUUACAUCUGUCACCUCAGAUGAAUUCAUCAGCACCCUCGACGAUGGACUAGACGCAGCUCUCGGAGGCGGUGUGCCCGUUGGCCACAUCACAGAGUUCACCGGAGAAAGCGGCGUGGGCAAGACGCAAUUCCUCCUCUCAUUAUGCCUAGCCGUGCAACUCCCCCCUCCCCACGGCCUAGGCAAACAGGCCCUUUAUAUUUCCACCGAGUCUGGACUUACAACUAGGCGUCUGGCCCAGAUGCUUCAAGGAAAUACAAUCUUACGAGAGGCUGCCGAAUCAGGAACCCCAGCAUCGUUGGACGGCAUCCACAGCGCUGUGACUCCUGACCUAGAAACUCAGGACCACAUCUUGGAGUAUCAAGUGCCGGUCCUGCUAUCAAGACAUGAGAUUGGAAUCCUCAUCAUCGAUUCCGUUGCUGCCAAUUUUCGCGCCGAAUUUGAGCGUCAGGGCUCCCAUGGCUCUAACAUGGCCACCCGGAGUGCUGAGCUCACUCGUCUAGGUGCCCUCCUCCGCGACCUUGCUCGAAGACACAACAUCGCCGUCGUUGUAGCAAACCAAGUCGCCGACCGGUUUGCCUCAUCUACCACCCCCUCUACUAUUCCACGCAGCCUUGCCAUGAGAGGCAACUUGUCGCCAUCGCAUCAAGAAAGCCCCCUAGCCUCGCGGAGCAUGCCCCCUCCAUCAACCAUACCAAACCUCUCCAGCACGCCUUCAUCGUCGAUGCCAUUCUCAUUCUUUCCAGACGACGAACCAGCUACAUCUCCUGCCCUCGCGCUAGAUCACCAGCAGCGCUGGUUCACCGGCUGGGGCGACGACCCGCGUAGCUCCAGCUCCCUCAAGACGCCGAGCCUGGGGCUUGUCUGGUCCACUCAGAUAUCCUGCCGCGUAGCUCUCUACAAGCGGCCUGUGUACGGCCGCCCUACGAGGGUCGCUGCCCCCAUCACCGCAGACGAUGAUUUUGAUGCAAUGUCGCCGACGCUCAAGACUUGGAGAAGAUGGAUGAAAGUGGUGUUUGCGCCGCACGUGGCUGCUUCGGGACAGGGUAUUGAAAAUGCGACGGAAUAUGAAGUGACAAUGGAAGGACUAAAAUCUGUAAAAAAAGAUAAAGUGAAGUAA
Trichoderma atroviride IMI 206040 is the source of this 1449-nucleotide messenger RNA. RefSeq lists its product as uncharacterized. Gene Ontology annotation, biological process: DNA recombinase assembly; DNA strand invasion; DNA repair. Gene Ontology annotation, cellular component: condensed nuclear chromosome. Gene Ontology annotation, molecular function: ATP hydrolysis activity; double-stranded DNA binding; ATP binding. NCBI's taxonomy places the organism in Eukaryota, Fungi, Ascomycota, Sordariomycetes, Hypocreales, Hypocreaceae. The record is from RefSeq and is a predicted model, not a curated record.